CGUAUCCACCGCGCUGGCGAAUGCUGAUGAAAACGCCCACUUCGUGUUUGUGCUGGCCUGGGGAGUGAGCAAUCGGAGGGAAGUGCUGAAGGCUCAAAGCAAUUUAACUACAGUGAAGGCCUUGAGCAUCCAGAUAAUCAACAUGCCUGAUGAAUCUCCUGAUCAGAAGCAAGUCAGGUGGCUCCCACUGGAGUCCAACCCAGAUGUGAUGAAUAGCUUCCUGCACAACUUGGGCCUUCCAUCCAAGUGGGCUGUGACUGAUGUGUAUGGCCUGGAUCCUGAAAUGUUGGCUAUGGUACCACAGCCAGUAUCUGCUGUCCUGUUGCUCUACCCCCUAACAGAAAAGGCCGUGACAGCAUCCGCCGAUGAAGACGCCAAGAUACAGGCGGAAGGUCAGGUCCAGUCACCGAAAGUGUACUUCAUGAGGCAGACGAUCGGGAACGCCUGCGGAACGGUCGCCCUCAUGCACGCGCUGGCCAACAACAAGGAGAUGCUGCAGCUGGAAAGCGGCCCGCUGGCCGAAUUCUUCAGCCGGACGGCGCAGCAGACGCCCGAGGAGCGAGCGGCGGCGCUGCAGCUGUUUCAGCAGCUGGAGGCGGCGCACGAGGCGGCCGGCCAUCAGGGCCAGACGGAGGCGCCCUCGCGCCACGAUCGGCUCGACACACACUUCAUCGCGUUCGUGCACGUGGACGGUCACUUAUAUGAGCUGGAUGGGAGGCGUCCGGCCCCGGUCAACCACGGCCCUACGUCUCAGGGGAGCCUGCUGCCUGACGCUGCCAAGGUGGUGAAGUCAUUCAUGGAGCGUGACCCGACUGAGGUCAACUUCUCCGUUCUGGCGCUGGCCAGCGCCCAGUGAUAUGGGGUCGGCUUGACGGGGGCGCCUGGGGCACAGACGAUCUCUGAAGACUGCACGCGGCUGCUGAAGGGUACAUCCAAAGCAAUUUAACCACGCUCUUAUUUCAUGCAACUAAUUGACACUGGGAAGAACCGUUUUGCAUUCUCCUUGGCCGAAGUUUGGUUUUGGUCAGUUGCUGACGAGAGCAAAACGUUUUGUAUUUGUCGUGCAUUAUGAAAGACACUUCGACAAUACACAUUCUGUGAUAAGCACGUUUGCGACGUC
Molecule: messenger RNA, 1120 nt
Organism: Pollicipes pollicipes
Lineage: Eukaryota; Metazoa; Arthropoda; Thecostraca; Pollicipedomorpha; Pollicipedidae
Gene: Uch
Product: Ubiquitin carboxyl-terminal hydrolase
Exons: 5
Coding region: 143-856 (237 amino acids)
Biological process (GO): protein deubiquitination; ubiquitin-dependent protein catabolic process
Cellular component (GO): cytoplasm
Molecular function (GO): cysteine-type deubiquitinase activity
Source: RefSeq, a predicted model, not a curated record